ACUGGGGAGAGGCACACAUAAGGGACCAUCUAAAAAUACGCGCGUUCAACUCUCUCACUCUGAUUCUUGUCUCCUCCCUCUUUUCUGAAGAACGUGUUUUGCAUUCCCCAUUUUGCAGUUGUUAUCUGAAUCGGUUGCUCUCUGUUACGUGGGGUUGUAACGAGAUUGGAAGAUUCGCGCUCUUGCAUUUAUUCAAGUAAAAAUGCCUCUUCCGCAUCUCGGCCCACAAGUUGAGCCCAACAUUUCCAGGCUUGAGGAUAAGUCUAAUCUAAAAGUGGAUGGCAAUGGUGGAGAAAAUGGGCCUGGUCAAGCGCACAUCGCCACAUCCCACCAUGGUUUCUGAGCUAUUUAUGGGUCAACAUUACCAUCAGAGACCACACCACAGUACCAUAUAUUGUCAUCAACAAUCAGAGACCAUGCACGCUUCUUCACAAAACUUAGGGGAUUCUUUUACUCCAUAUUCUGCACCAGGUUGCACUGAAAAGAAUAAGAGUAUGGUUGGAAACAAAAGGAAGAGAAACAGUGAAAGGCUUAAAGAGAAACAAAAUGAAGUUAUCCAUGUAAGAGCAAAAAGAGGUCAAGCAACCAAUAGCCACAGUUUAGCAGAAAGGGCAAGAAGAGAGAAAAUCAAUGAGAAGAUGAGAAGUUUACAGGACUUGGUUCCAGGGUGCUAUAAGGCAAUGGGAAUGGCAGUAAUGCUAGAUGUGAUAAUAAAUUAUGUUCUAUCACUACAGCAGCAAAUUGAGUUUCUAUCCAUGAAACUUUCAGCAGCAAGUAUGUAUUUUGAUUCAAGCACGGUAGAGAUGGAUGCCAGUCAUGCCACCCAAACCAUACAGAGGAGUGCUAGUCCACAUGAAAUACAAGAGAUGGAAAGGAUAGCAAGAGAAGGUUAUGCUUAUGGUGGGACUGGGAUCUGCUAUUUCAAUCCAGCAUGGCCACUUCAUUGACAAGUUUUUGUCUCUUCCAUAAUCAUACAAAACACAUACAUACUUCUAUGUUUUUAUUUGAAACUUACUUCUAUGUAUAUUACUUGGCUAAAUGUAAGAUGAAACUAUUUACAACAAAUAAAUAAAGAAAGCAUUGUACAUUACAGAAAAGUGUAAUUUAAGUGUGAAACAUAGUGUCGACACCAACAUCAAAUAAAUAAAUAAAGCAUUGUACACUACA
Molecule: messenger RNA, 1167 nt
Organism: Lotus japonicus
Lineage: Eukaryota; Viridiplantae; Streptophyta; Magnoliopsida; Fabales; Fabaceae
Product: transcription factor bHLH75-like
Exons: 8
Coding region: 279-947 (222 amino acids)
Biological process (GO): regulation of DNA-templated transcription
Cellular component (GO): nucleus
Molecular function (GO): protein dimerization activity; DNA-binding transcription factor activity
Source: RefSeq, a predicted model, not a curated record